Messenger RNA from Meriones unguiculatus (Mongolian gerbil), 1131 nucleotides. RefSeq names its product actin beta like 2 (gene Actbl2). The coding region runs from base 1 to 1131 and encodes 376 amino acids. Gene Ontology annotation, cellular component: axon; cytoplasm; membrane. The record is from RefSeq and is a predicted model, not a curated record. Lineage: Eukaryota; Metazoa; Chordata; Mammalia; Rodentia; Muridae. Gene Ontology annotation, biological process: cell motility; axonogenesis. Gene Ontology annotation, molecular function: protein kinase binding; nucleosomal DNA binding. The transcript has a single exon.
AUGAUUGAUGAUGAGCUAUCUGCCUUGGUAGUAGAUAAUGGGUCAGGGAUGUGCAAGGCAGGCUUUGGGGGUGAUGAUGCCCCCCGGGCUGUGUUCCCCUCCAUGGUGGGGCGACCGCGACAUCAGGGGGUCAUGGUAGGCAUGGGCCAAAAAGACUGCUAUGUGGGAGAUGAGGCCCAGAGCAAGCGAGGCAUCUUGACCCUGAAGUAUCCCAUAGAACAUGGAGUCGUCGCCAACUGGGAUGACAUGGAGAAGAUCUGGUACCACACUUUCUACAACGAGCUCCGGGUAGCACCCGACGAACACCCUAUUCUUCUCACCGAGGCCCCCCUCAACCCCAAGAUCAACCGGGAAAAGAUGACGCAGAUAAUGUUUGAGGCUUUCAACACGCCCGCCAUGUAUGUCGCUAUCCAAGCUGUGCUGUCCCUCUAUGCUUCGGGAAGGACUACAGGCAUCGUGAUGGAUUCUGGGGAUGGGGUCACUCACACGGUGCCCAUCUAUGAAGGUUAUGCUCUGCCCCAUGCCAUUUUACGACUGGAUCUGGCCGGCAGAGACCUGACUGAUUACCUCAUGAAGAUCCUGACAGAACGAGGCUACAACUUCACCACCACGGCCGAGCGGGAGAUUGUGCGGGACGUCAAAGAGAAGCUGUGCUAUGUAGCCCUGGACUUUGAGCAGGAGAUGGUCGCCGCAGCUGCUUCCUCCUCGCUUGAAAGAAGCUAUGAGCUCCCUGAUGGGCAGGUGAUCACCAUUGGGAAUGAACGUUUUCGAUGCCCAGAAGCCAUUUUCCAGCCUUCCUUUCUAGGCAUUGAAUCCAGCGGGAUCCAUGAGACAACCUUCAACUCCAUCAUGAAGUGUGACGUGGAUAUCCGUAAGGAUUUAUAUGCCAACACUGUGCUGUCUGGAGGCAGCACCAUGUACCCAGGCAUUGCCGACAGGAUGCAGGAGGAAAUCGUAACCUUGGCACCAAGCACCAUGAAAGUCAAGAUCAUAGCUCCCCCAGAGCGCAAGUACUCCGUAUGGAUUGGGGGCUCCAUCCUCGCCAGCCUGUCCACAUUCCAGCAGAUGUGGAUCAGUAAGCAGGAAUAUGAUGAAGCUGGUCCUCCUAUAGUUCAUAGAAAAUGCUUCUGA